UGCACAGAUCUCGGUUAGCUGCUAGCACGUUAGCUUGUCGGGGAAAGCAAGCGUCAACGGGGAGCAGGGCGAUACAGACCGUUGUACCGAUUCGCCUCUGUUACACAAAGGGAGAUACGCCUCGGUAGUGUCAGUGUUGGUUUUGACAAGCAGAGUUAGCUGCGAGGCUAGCUGCCAGAGAUAAUUUGGCUGUCGACGCUCUAAACGUGUUGUUUUGUCAACGGCAGACAUUUAUAGCAGCUGUUAGCCUGUUAGCUAGCCUGCGCGUUAGCUAACGCUCCCCAGCCAAGGCAGAGGAAAAGUCCACUUUUGAGAUUUUUUUUUACCACAGGAUCAUCGCCCAGGUUGGUUUGAGCUGUGGCACAAUGACGUCAAGGAAGAAAGUACUACUCAAAGUCAUCAUCCUUGGAGACUCUGGAGUUGGGAAGACCUCAUUGAUGAACCAGUAUGUGAAUAAGAAGUUCAGUAACCAGUACAAAGCCACAAUAGGUGCUGAUUUCCUGACGAAAGAAGUCAUGGUUGAUGACAGACUUGUCACAAUGCAGAUUUGGGACACAGCAGGUCAGGAGAGGUUCCAGUCCUUGGGUGUAGCAUUCUACCGUGGAGCAGACUGCUGCGUCCUGGUGUUUGACGUGACAGCACCCAACACCUUCAAGACUCUAGACAGUUGGAGGGACGAGUUCUUGAUCCAGGCCAGCCCUCGAGACCCCGAGAAUUUCCCCUUUGUGGUGCUGGGCAACAAGAUCGACUUGGAGAACAGACAGGUAACAACUAAGCGAGCACAGGCUUGGUGUCAGAGCAAGAACAACAUCCCAUAUUUCGAAACCAGCGCCAAGGAGGCAAUCAAUGUGGAGCAGGCCUUCCAGACUAUUGCACGUAACGCUCUUAAACAGGAGACUGAAGUGGAGCUGUACAACGAGUUUCCUGAGCCGAUAAAGCUGGACAGGAAUGAGCGAGCCAAGCCGUCAGCGGAGACCUGCAGCUGCUGAGGACUCUGAGGAUCAUCGGGGGGGGGGCGGGUGGUUGUCACUGCCCUCACUACCCUUUCUUGCCUUGUCUAUAUAUCCCCUUUCCCAUGGCCCACUGUGUUAAUCCCUAAUGCCCAACAUACAAGCAGCAUCCCACUCAUAGAGUAUACUACUACACACACAAACAUGCUGCAGUCACCUCCUUAUGUAUACAUAACACACACAUUUUCUAUAAAAUAUGCGUCUCCUAGCCCAAAGAUCACCUUAAGGAAACAUUAUGGCAUUUACUUGUAUGAUGCUUAUUACUUCCCAGUGUUUUCACACACUUUUUCAUAGCAGUGGUGGUUUGGGCAAAUCUCAUUUUCAGUUCCAUGUAUAUUGCUGCUGUCAUACCCAGUUUUUGUUCUAACUGCUUUUAUUUGGAUACUUUAAGUGGUAAUUGAAGCAUUAUCUCUAUACAUGUUUGUGUUUGAGUAAAGCAAUUAUUUUUUGUUUGUUUUUUUUGUUGUUUUUUUAAUCAACGUUUCUUUAGCAGUGGUGGUUGUUUUCUUACUUUGACAGCCCGCCACUGCUGCAUGAAUACAGGAAACACUGCUCCCCCCAUUUUAUUCGUUUGUGUUGUGGCUUAAAUUUGUUUCAAUUUGAGAAACACUCAUUGCUCUGGUUUCACUUUACCUCAUGCAACUUUAAAAUAAUUUAAACUCUGAUACAUAAACAGGAAGUCAGAGCUAAAGAAGUGAAGGAUCAGAAUGUGUGAAGGUGCAUGUGUGAAUCACAUUAAUAUGCUGCCUGCUGGUUCUCUGCAUAAUUGGCAUAGAAUUAAAAAUCCAAUUCAGUGAAAAGUCCAUCAGACAAGUGUGUAUAGAUUUUUCUUUUUUUUUUUUUUUAACAAUAACUGAAGACCUGUUCAGAUAUUUCAUUUUGGAGCCACAAUAAAUGCAGUUGUAGCUCAGGUUGAGGACAUCAUCUGAAUCCAGACUCAGCUCCUUGAUGGACGUGCUGUCCCUAGCAUGUUAUUUGCUGUUCCUCUAUUGGAGAAAUGAAGGUUUGUCUUGUAUUCAAUAAUUCUUUGUACAACAUUUGACAUGAGAAUGAACCAAAUCAAGACAGUCUGCCAUUCUACCUGAUAGUCCUGGAGAGGAGAGAGUUUUUUUUCUCAAGUAUAAAUAUCAUUCAUAACAGUACUAUUAGCUAGGACAUUUCUUUUUACUGUCAACUAUUGCAAGACUUUGUAUAUUUGCAAACCUCUCAAUCAUUGUGUGGGGAAGGCAAAAACUUGUGCUGUAAAUCUCCAUAUCUGACUCUGCCAGUUGCUCGUGUUGGCAAACAGUUUAAGUGCUUGACAUUUCUUUUAACCGAUCAGAUCUUUAACUGUCUGUUCGUAUUAUGUUAAAACUUUGAAAUGCAUUGUAGAUUACAAGAUAGCAUACAUACUGUAACUUUGAAAAGAAAAAAAAUGUGCAGGGGGGAGGGUUAUCGGCAUUCAUCAUUAUUAUAUUAUAAAUAUGAUAAAUGCAUAGCAUCUACAUUGUUUCAAAAUGUCUUUGCGUUUCAAGUAAUAAGGGUAAUAAAAAUCUUGAAUAAA
Messenger RNA from Toxotes jaculatrix (banded archerfish), 2553 nucleotides. It is a transcript of the gene rab7a, whose product is annotated as RAB7a, member RAS oncogene family. NCBI's taxonomy places the organism in Eukaryota, Metazoa, Chordata, Actinopteri, Toxotidae. The transcript is spliced from 6 exons. Bases 366 to 989 code for a protein of 207 amino acids. The record is from RefSeq and is a predicted model, not a curated record. Gene Ontology annotation, cellular component: phagocytic vesicle; late endosome; lysosome. Gene Ontology annotation, molecular function: GTPase activity; GTP binding. Gene Ontology annotation, biological process: phagosome-lysosome fusion; endosome to lysosome transport.